AUGGCGGAGGGUGAGAGGGGACCCCCAUGGCAUGGUACAUCCAGCUGUGUCUGAAAGGGAUUAGCUCAGCAAUAUGUACUCGCGCACGCGCACACGCGCACGCACGCACACACACACACACACACACACACACACACACACACACAUCAGCAGCUUGCUGGAAGACCGGUCAUCUUCAAGGGUCCCAAUAGCCCCUCAGUCUGAGUGGAGCAUUUUCACGUCACGUGAGACGGACCCAACAUCAGAACUUGGGGACAUGUUCACGUCACGAGAGACACCACCAGAGUGAAUUGGAUGUUAACUUGAGAAUUCCCAUUACCCUACCUCUCACUCCUUCUCCAGCUGGUCUGUCACCUCUGUUGUGACAGGGAGAGUGACAGGGAGAGCAGCUCCCCGUUUUGGCCUGGCAGGCUGGCUCGUUAGUGUGAGAUUUAUCACUCUAACACCGGGGGUCUGGUGCUGAGGUGGUUAAUGUCCUGGAGGGAUGACACAGUCUCAGGGGGGACAUCGUUAAUGCCCAGCCAGCCAGCCUGCCCUGAGUUUGGCCUCACCAGUUUCCUCUGGGUUUAUUGUUGUUUCCCAACAGACAAUGCAACUGCAUAGCUGGAGGGGGAAAACAUGAGCCACAAUGGCUUGAUCUGAUCGCCUCAAGUUAGUGGACGAGUAACUUUUUCUGUAAAGAAAUGUCUCUGUAUUGUGACUAACAGAAACUGUAGGAGUGGAGGGUGGCAGGAAGCCUAGUGUUUAGAGCGUUGGGCCAGUUAAACUAAAGGUCGCUGGUUCAAAUCCCCGAGCCGACAAGGUGAAAAAUGUGCCCUGAGCAAGGCACUUAACCAUAAUUUCCUCCAGUGCCACACUACUAUGAUCGGCCCUGUAAAGCAACAUUUCACUGCACCUAUCUGAUGUAUGUGAUAAUAAAACAUAUUUUCCCUCUCAAAAGGGUAAACAGUUGGAGUGCUGGAGGUACACUACAGUGUGAACCUUAUGACCCUCGACAUAGAAGUCAAAAUAACUUUCCAUCUAGACUUUGGGUAUGACGAAUUACGUUUUUCCUGUCAGUCUGCCCCAGCAGGUGUUCCAUUUACAUUCUUCCCCCUCAGAAACUCAUACAAACUGAACUGUACCCCAUGCACUCCCUGCCCUGCACAGACACAUGGAAUACAUCACAUGUGGAGCUGAAUCGGUUACAUAUUAGAUUUUUCUACAUCCCCUUUCUCCGCCCAACCUCAACCUAGUCUAUACUGAGCUGUAGCCAGCACACCGUAUACUAUCAGUCAACCCUUUAUUUUAGACGGAUAAAUAGUUAGCUAUCCAUGCAUCAAUAUGUGCACUGGAAUAUUUUGUUGUUAUUCUCUCACCAUUGUUUUUAGUCUUCUCUUGCCUUAAUGGAGUUCAGGCUUGGAAGGUGAGUGAGUGAGAGUGAGAGUGAGAGAAAGAAGUGUGUGUGUGUCUGAGUGUGCAGUUUGAAGGUGACAGCUUCUCUUGCAUGAUCAUAAGCAACUGUAAUGGCCUCCAGAUGUGAUCAUCAGCCCCACUGACUGAGCGUACACGCGCACACACACACAUCGUGCCAAAUGAAACAUACCACGCGGCCACUACUAUUUAUUAUUAAAUCUCCCUCUUUUUUUUUACACCAGUCUUCGGCUUUUGUAUAGAGCUGAACCCGCUUUAAGGGAGGGAGAGAGUUUUCAUGGGAAUCUAAAGCUGGAUCCAAUUAUGUUUUUCGAAGGUUGGGGACCAUGUUUUUGUUAUCGGACCAUGGUCGCUUGGUGGUUUCGUCCUAGAGGCCCCCGCGCUGAGCUCCACACACGAAUGUUCAUGAUUUAGUGGCCCACAAACACACAUUUCUGCUGACAUGAGUUUUGAGAACUUUAAAAGGCACGGACACACCGGUAGCGUUUGCCAGCCAAGAGUACUUAGCACCUCUGAACAUAGUGCCAGCCGUAAUUUGCAAACUGAUUCUACAUGUAGAAUAGCAAAAAAAGUAAAACGCCGCGCCGAACGAACUGCAGACAAACAGCAGAUUAUCAUUCGGUGCGGUGUGUGUGGUCCCUAAGAGAACAGAGAUCUGAGGAAGUUGCCAUUUCAAUUUUCUGUCUCAAUGCUAGUCUCAAUGUUAGACUAUUGAGGCACGGCCCGGGCCUCCAAUCAUCAAUGAUGAAGGGAAAGGAGAUGCGGAAAUAAAAAGAAAAGGAAGCCAUGUUAGACUAUUGAGAUACGGCCCGGUGCCACCACACCAUGCACGACCCCCCCUCGUCUUCCACGGCCCAUAACUCUUAGCAGCGGGAUGACAACAUUCUAGUCAAAAACAGCAGACCUGCCCUGACAACAGUCUUAGUUGCCCUAACCCUUUUCCUAACCUUAACCUCAUUUUCCUAACCUGCCACGUUAAUUCUCCUAACCUGCUAUGAAAAGUAACUUCUGCUAGUCAAAAGCAGCAGACCUGUCCUGAGAACAGUCUUGGUUUCCACUAAUGCGACACAGCAUAAAUCUUAACGUUGGGAUGACAACACUCUCCUGGCUUAAUGGCGCUGUCGACAAACAUUAGCAGCCCACCGCGUCAAACUAGCCACCGAAGCUCUCUCUCUCUUUCAAUCCGUCCCUUCCUUUUUGAGCCGCGGCCGGCUCCCCCUCGAGACAUCUGCAGAGGAGUUGCUCAUAAUUAUGAUGUAUUAGACUGUGGCUGGAUUCUGGCCCUGGUGUGCUGUAAUAGUUUCGCAGAUGUGACAUGCAUUAAUAAUUGCAUGUGGCAGACAGAAAUCAAUACCAUCGCUGGAAUCUAUAUUUGCUUCCCGGGGGGUGGGGGGAAUUCACAGUAUUUUUCACAGUAUUUCUCUUUCACUCUCUUUUCUUGGAGAGAGAUGCCUCCCUGCAUCACACUGCAACACAACCCUUAACAGCCUUUAACGUGCUUCUCACCUAGCUACAAUAGGCCAGUCGGUGUGCAACAGCUCUGCAACCCUUCUCUGAAAUAUCUCCACACAAGGACAUACUGUAAUUAUGCUACAUCGGCAUAAUUUGCCUGCUGAAGAUUCUACAAAGACUUGGCCGUGUUGAUGUUUACUAAGAUGGUGAUAUUGCGGUGCAUUGGAAGUACAAGUGUUGCUGUUAAGUCACAACGAACCAGAAUGACUCAAAGGGGGCAAGAAGUGGUGUGUGUACACUGCAGGGCCAGACUCAUAUUACAAUACAAGAAUCAGGCAUCUUAUUUCCUGCCUGUCCAGUGUUAUCCGAUCGUGACUCCACUGUGAUGUCAUUGCUUGACCUUGUGAACAAUAGACAGCCCAGAGUGUGAAUCCAAACCAAAGGUCACGGAUAUGAUAAGCAUAAAACUCAAUCGAAUCCAUAAUGUCAGUCAAUAUCUGCGACUGCCCAAUCGUCCCUCUAGGUGUCCUCUAGGAGUUUUGCAUUAAGUAACUCUAUACCUCUAAUCCAAUAUGAUAAAGUUCAUAACUACAGUAUAGGACAGAGUAGACUGUGUCUGUCUUGGCUAACAGGGACUCACACCUCUGUGGAACCAGGGUUAUAUUAUCCACAGUAUGGCAUUACUGACAUGACAAUAUGGGUGGGAGGGGGGGGGGAUAAAGCCAAGUUUCCUAUAAGAUAGUUGGCCUCAUCCACCCCUCAUACAGGUUACUGCCAAAAUAAAGGAAACACCAACAUAAAGUGUCUUAAUGCGGCUCAUUUACUCAAGAGUUUCCUUUAUUUUGGCAGUUACAUGUACAUUACAAUGGGGCAGAGGGUGAGGAAUAGCAGUACUAAACAGCAGACGCAUAGCAAGCUCGUUUCCCAUCUACCAUCUGUAAUAUUACCAGCCUCCUUUCCCCGCCUGUCUCAAACGUCAACAUUACAGGAGGAGAAUAUCGUUGUCAAAUGAUGCAGCCUCAGUCGUGUUUCAACAGUUAGAAAAAGGUGGAACUCAGUGUUGAUGUAAUAAAUAUAUACUGAACAAAAAUAUAAGCGCAACGUGCAACUAUUUCAAAGAUUUUACUGAGUUAUAGUUCAUAUGAGGAAACCAGUCAAUUGAAAUAAAUUCAUUAUGCCCUAAUCUAUGGAUUUCAAAGAUUUUACUGAGUUAUAGUUCAUAUGAGGAAACCAGUCAAUUGAAAUAAAUUCAUUAUGCCCUAAUCUAUGGAUUUAACGACUGGGAAUACAGAUAUGCAUCUGUUGGUCACAGAUACCUUAAAAAUAUUGGCCUCAAUGGGCCUCGGGAUCUCGUUACGGUAGUUCUGUGAAUUCAAAUUGCUAUCGAUAAAAUGCAAUUAUGUUUGUUGUCCAUAGCUCAUGCCUGCCCAUACCAUAACCCCACCACCACCAUGGGGAACUCUGUUCACAACAUAGACAUCAGAAAACUGCCAUACACGUGGUCUGCGUUUGUGAGGCCGGUUGGACGUACUGUCAAAUUCUCUAAAACAACGUUGGAGGCGGCUUAUGAUAGAGAAAUCAACAUUAAAUUAUCUGGCAACAGCUCUGGUGGACAUUCCUGCAGUCAGCAUGCCAAUUGUGCAUGUGGCAUUGUGUUGUGGGACAGAACUGCACAUUUUAGAGUGGCCUUUUAUUGUCCCCAGCACAAGGUGCACCUGUGUAAUAAUAAUGUUGUUUAAUCAGCUUCGUGAUAUGCCACACCUGUCAGGUGGAUGGAUUAUCUUGGCAAAGGACAAAUUCUCCUAACAGGGAUGUAAACAUUUUUGUGCACAACAUUUUAGAGAAAUAAGCUUUUUGUGCAUAUGGAACAUUUCUGGGAUCUUUUAUAUCAGCUCAUGAAAGAUGGGACCAACACUUUACAUGUUGUGUUUAUAUUUUUGUUCAGUGUAUAUACAUAUUUACUAUACCUGUAGAAAAUAUACUUAAUAUACCUUUAAAGUGAUGAUACAAAGGUUUUGUAUAAUUUCAGCCAGUAGUUUUGAAAUUAGCGCUCACGAGCCAAAACCAGUCCCCGAGAAUUGUGCACAACGUCAAUCAUUUUGCAUGAUAUGUUACGAAUUCCAAUUCGUACAAUACGUUACGAAUUUGUACAGUUGAAGUCGGAAGUUUACAUACAUUUAAGUUGGAGUCAUUAAAACUCGUUUUUCAACCACUCCACAAAUUUCUUGUUAACAUUUACAUUUACAUUUUAGUCAUUUAGCAGACGCUCUUAUACAGAGCGACAAAACUAUUGUUUUGGCAAGUCGGUUAGGACAUCUACUUUGUGCAUGACACAAGUAAUUUUUCCAACAAUUGUUUACAGACAGAUUAUUUCACUUAUAAUUCACUGUAUCACAAUUCCAGUGGGUCAGAAGUUUACAUACACUAAGUUGCCUGUGCCUUUAAACAGCUUGGAAAAUUCCAGAAAAUGAUGUCAUGGCUUUAGAAGCUUCUGAUAGGCUAAUUGACAUCAUUUGAGUCAAUUGGAGAUGUAUCUGUGGAUGUAUUUAAAGGUCUACCUUCAAACUCAGUGCCCCUUUGCUUGACAUCAUGGGAAAAUCAAAAGAAAUCAGCCAAGACCUCAGAAACCAAAUUGUAGACCUCCACAAGUCUGGUUCAGCCUUGGGAGCAAUUUCCAAAUGUCUGAAGGUACCACGUUCAUCUGUACAAACAAAAGUAUGCAAAUAUAAACACCAUGGGACCACGCAGCCGUCAUACUGCUCAGGUAGGAGACGCGUUCUGUCUCCUAGAGAUUAACGUACUUUGGUGCCAAAAGUGCAAAUCAAUCCCAGAACAACAGCAAAGGACCUUGUGAAGAUGCUGGUGAAAACAGGUACAAAAGUAUCUAUAUCUACAGUAAAACAAGUCCUAUAUCGACAUACCCUGAAUGGCCGCUCAGCAAGGAAGAAGCCACUGCUCCAAAACCGCCAUAAAAAGCCAGACUACGGUUUGCAACUGCACUUUGGGACAAAGAUCGUACUUUUUUGAGAAAUGUCCUCUGGUCUGAUUAUACAAAAAUAGAGCUGUUUGGCCAUAAUGACCAUCGUUAUGUUUGGAGGAAAAAGUGGAAGGCUUGCAAGCCGAAGAACACCAUCCCAACCGUGAAGCACAGGGGUGGCAGCAUCAUACUGUGGGGGUGCUUUGCUGCAGGAGGGACUGGUGCACUUCACAAAACAGAUGGCAUCAUGAGGAAGGACAAUUAUGUGGAUAUAUUGUAGCAACAUCUCAAGACAUCAGUCGGGAAGUUAAAGCAUGGUCGGAAAUGCGUCUACAUAAUGGACAAUGACCCCAAGCAUACUUCCAAAGUUGUGGCAAAAUGGCUUAAGGACAACAAAGUCAAGGUAUUGGAGUGGCCAUCACACAGCCCUGACCUCAAUCCUAUAUAACAUUUGUGGGCAGAACGGAAAAAGCAUGUGCGAGCAAGGAGGCCUACAAACCUGACUCAGUUACACCAGCUCUGUCAGGAGGAAUGGGCCAAAAUUCACCCAACUUAUUGUGGGAAGCUUGUUGAAGGCUACCCGAAAUGUUUGACCCAAGUUAAACAAUUUAAAGGCAAUGCUACCAAAUACUAAUUGAGUGUAUGUAAACUUCUGACCCACUGGGAAUGUGAUGAAAGAAAUAAAACCUGAAAUAAAUCAUGCUCUCUACUAUAAUUCUGACAUUUCACAUUCUUAAAAUAAAGUGUUGAUCCUAACUGACCUAAGACAGGGAAUUUGUACAAGGAUUAAAUGUCAGGAAUUGUGAAAAACUGAGUUUAAAUGUAUUUGGCUAAGAUGUAUGUAAACUUCCGACUUCAACUGUAAGUGCUUAAGAUCCCGUUCAAUCUCAUUUAACAAAUAUAUAUUUUUUCGUCCAUAUUGUAUGAAAAAAGGUACCAGUCCCCAGCAAAAAAUUUAACAAAACCUAUUCCCCACCCUCUCCUUCAAGAAAAGGGCAGCGUCAUCUUAUCCUCCAGCCCGUAUUACAAGUCAUUCUAUAGCAUAAACUCCAAGCGUGUAGCAGUUAAUGGAAUGAGGUCAGUGUCUAGCCAUGUGAUUCAGACACAUGCACCCCUUUGUUUGAUACAAGCAGCAUCUGCCUGAGAAGAAAGAGGCAUGGUGGAGGAGUUGAGGAGAGCGUGGAGGUUGCGGUUUGACCAAAGCCAAGUCUCGAGCUAGCGCGCGAUUAUCAUCGCGCGGCGCGAGAGUAUCAGCGAGGCGCGCGCGAGAUAUCGUAGCUCGAUCGCUAGAGAGUAUUCGGUGUCUGCUGUAUCCUCUCAUUUCGCUCUCUCGCUCACUCUCUCUCUCGCUCUCUCUCUCUCUCUCUCUCUCUCUCUAUCCUCUCUCUAGAGACUAGUCGACUUCUCUCUCUCUCUUCUCUCAUCUCUCUCUCUCUCUCUCUCUCUCUCUCUCCUCUUCUGUAAACAUGCUCUGCUACCUCUAGCUGUGGAGUGAAGCUUCACUCACCAAGCUGAGCCCCAAAGACAGCUGCUCAGGUUCGGAGCUGUGUUGUGUUGUGAAUAUGCUGCGCACGCAAAGAAUGCUGCCUCUGGCUUUUCUUUCUUUAUUGAGAACCCCCUCCUUCCUGGAGCUGUCUCUCUAUAUCGAGACAGUUGCUAAUGCCUCGUUGCGUGGGAGGGUGGGGGGGGGGGGGGGGGGGGGGGGGAAGGGGGAGUGGGGGUUAGGAGAGGGGGGAGGGUGGAUGUGCAUAAUUUGGUCAUGUUUUGUCUACCCAAUAAUGUUUUGCCUGGGUGAGUCUGUCUCAGAGAAGCAGUCAUACUGCUCUAGCUGCCAAUGGAUUCGUGAGAAUCUGAGUGCCAAUGGGUUCACCCAUGUCUACAAAGAGCAGCACAUUCAGAAGAUAUAUUCCUCAACUUCACUGGCGUUUCUCCCAUCAGGUUCAGAAUGAUGGAUGUAGACUGGGAAUAUUAUGCAUCUGACCUCGUGGUAUUUUUACAUUCAGCUCGGUUGACUUAACGCAUUUCUAAGGGAAAUGGAGAUUAUUGUAUUUCACCAUCUCUGAUUUCGUUAAAGCGGAAACUCACAGGACAGUAUUACAUAAAAACUGAUGCUGAUUUACUGUAUAUUGGACCUCCUUUUCAACCGUGCUGGUUCCCACACUGUGUGUGUGUUUGUGUGUGACAGACACUCCAUGCCGACGCCAGCACGCUGUCCUGGGAUAACCUCCCCCCUGCAUUCUUAUUUCUCUCCCUGUUUGCCACCCAGUUGAGGUGAAUCUAAUUCUGUGACUCUUCCUUCAUAUCACCAACUGAUAUCCACUUAGAGCCAAGCGUAAACGUAUUACUCCCCUGACCCCCUCACCCAACUCUGUGACCCGGGCUGGCAAUGAGCACAGACUCAUUUACCGUUUCCCACCCCUUAAUGCAAAGCUUCACCGCCCACAUGUUUUUUGUCCUCAGUGUUUAUAAAUAAUUCCAAUUCCGUUCAAUUUUGGAGGGAAUGUGUGUUAUUUCUCCUUCAUCCGUUUCAAACAAAUGUGAUGUUAUGGGAAAGUGGAAACUUGUGAUGACAUUUGAGGAAUCACAGACAAACCAUCCUAGGAUCAUAUAAUACCAAUUUCCACAUUAAUUCAAGAUCAGGGCUAUGUGCACCAUUCACAUUAUUGUUUAAAAGUGUAAUCUUGUAAAGUGUAAACCUUAUCACUGUCUGUUGUUUCUGUAUUCCAUGGUUAGUAAUACCUCUCUCUCUCUCCCUCCGUCUCCCCUGCAGGACGCACAGAGGGCAGCCCUGUGGAUGGACUCAGAGCAGGCCAGAUGGAAACAGAAAAGGCCAGCCAGGAGACGGAAGAAAGUCUGAUACUAGCACAACUCAACGCCGCCACUCAUCCAGACAACUUGAUCACCGCCAAGCUCCAAAAUGGCACCCAGUCGCCAGAAGGAGCCCAUCAGCAGAUCAACGGGGACGGAAACUGGAACCUUUACAACAAGGCCGUGGAAGGGGUCAUCAACCCAAUGAAGAGACACAGGGAGAACAGCAGCAGCCCUGCCGGAGUGCAGGGACUGUUCGACCAAGGCUCUUAUAACAUGAUCAAUGGCGGGGAUCUGAAGCAUGCGCUCAGUGACCAGUCCUUACUGGGCAUUCACCAGGCCAAGAAACUCAGAGCGGAUUUGGAGAUUAACAGAGUGGAUGGAGAGGAGAUGUGGGACAAAAAGGAUGGUGGUGACAUCAUGGACGAUUUCCCUGAGUUGACAAAGCCUGGGGAGUUUGACUGCGAUGAGACAAGACUGGAUAAGAGAAACUGUAAUACUUUCUCAAAUGGAGGGGAUAUUUUCUCACUAUCGAGGAACAAGCAAAUGGCUAAUGGUGCUACAGUGAGCCCCAAUUCCAUUGAAGGCACACCUGGCGACCUUCUAGAGAAAACUCUGUCUCAGUAUUACCCAGAACAAGUGUCCAUCGCACCACAGACAGGCGCGCCGGAGUCUCAACCGGAGGUGGGGUUGGUCGACGACAUUAGCUCACUCACCAAUGAACUCCCUGAACUGCCCGAACAAGCCACGACGCAGUCACCUACCUCUCUUACCUCAGGGUUCCCUCCCAUUUCAUCCCAGAGGCCUGUCUUGGAGCAACAGCAGCAGACUGGGGUAGCAGCCCGCAAAGGACAAGGCAGCAAUGGAUAUAACAACUCAGCCGCCCCGUAUAUGGUGAAUGGAUAUUCUAACAGUUACAGAGGAGAGCACCAGCAACAGCAGCUCGCUAACGGCUCCCAACAACAUCAGAACAACACAGAGGGCAUUUACAGGAAACCUAACCAGGAGUUUAACCAUCAGAACUCUUUCCUGCCCCCUCUAGAGCAGAGCACUCCGCUGCAGACAGAGGAGGCCAUUGGGUUCAGUCCCGGCCCUUUCCCCAGCCCAGGCAUGGGGCAGAAUGAGGAGAGGCGCCAGCAGCAACAGUAUGGGAUGCAGCAGCAGCAACAGCAGACGGGGAACCCCUGUGGAGCUGACUCUACGGGCCCCCAGGGCUCCAUGGGCCCAGCUCCCCUGCCCGGUGGCAGCGAGCCUGGACCCCAACGCUCCCAUCAAAAUGGGAUGAUGGAAGACACGACGCAGCAGCAGCAGAGAGGAGGAGCAGAUCCCGGCUGCCCUAAUUCCCAGAUGGGCUGGAUAGAUCUGAACUCCCAGGGCCAGGGCCAGAUGCUGGAGCCCGACUCAGCACGGAGGUUCCAGACGGGGGGACAAAGCUUUGACGUAGGACCCACCGGAGGGGCCUACCAGCAACAGCAGCCGCGGCCGGCCCAGUCGCCUCACCAAGUGCCUCCUGCCAAGCACAACACUGCCCCAGAGUGGCAGCAGCAGGCCGACUCUAAAGGCCCUUCUCACAUGCACCAACAACAGCAGCCACAUACACAACACAUGCCCCAGCAGCAGUGUAAUCUUCCUCCUCAACAGCAGCAGCAAGGGGAGAAUUGUUUUCGAGCCCCCAUGCAGCCAGAGCACUUAUGCGAAGGCGACCCAGAUCUAGAGGAAAUACUUUCACCUAGCUUUUUGCAGCCGCCACAACGUCCACAACAUCAACAGCAGCAGCGCCCGCUGUCCCAUCCAUCUCAGUACGACGGACAGCAGUCGGUCAACGCACCCCAGUCGCAGGACCCCAACCAGGGCAAGAUGGACGGUCAACAGCUGCUGAACAAACUCAAGCUGGAGGACUACAUCAGGCUAGAAAAGGAUCUAAAAUCCCCUGGUGGAGGCUACAGAGGUCAGGGUGGUCAACCCCAGCCUGGGCACCAGCAGCAGAUCCAGUCUAUGAUGAGAAACAACCCUGGGUUCAAUCCUGCAGACCCCUCUCAGCCCAACGAUGCACAGCAGUCCCAGCAGGCGUCAUGGCGACACAGCAGCAGUAAUACCAUGGAGAUGGAGAUGGAGCUGGAGAUGAAGCAGCAACAACAACAGCAGCACCAACAACAACAGCAGAGGCAGUACACUCCAAGCCCCGGGCCCAAGCAAUACUCCCACCAGCAGCAGCCGCCGCCCCACUUCCGACAACCACACCUCAACCACAUGGACUUCCCAGUUACCCAGACCCCCCCACAACCACUACCUCACUUACCACACAGUGCUUUAAACCAGCAGUUGUCUGCACAGCAACAGCAGAUGUAUCCUAAAAUGGAGCAGAAUCAGCAGGAGUCUUGCGCCCAGUUCCAGAGGGGGAGGCCUCCACCGCUGGGACACGGGGGCCCCCAGGGGGACUUCCAGAGGCACGCGGCCCUGCGGAUGCAUCUUCUACAGAGGCAGUCUGAGCGGGGAUCUCUGGGUCCCCCUCAUCCACAGAGCCCUGUAGACUUCAAGCACGGCCUCCGGCCCAUCAAGAUGGAGAAUGGGCCGCGGUUCGAACACCCUCACCACCCAGGGACUGGACCGCCGCCAUUGAUGCAGCAUCAACAGCAGGGCCGGGAGAUGGGUAUGGUAAUGGGGGGCAUCCAGGUCAAGCAGGAGUACAACCCACAGCCCCAGAUGUCGUGCGGCGGUGAGCGGAGCCAGAGCAGCUCCCAGCGGAGCAUCCUAGCCACCAUGGAGCAGACUCUCAGACAGUAUCAGCUUUCACCAGUCUUCGACAGGAAGUCCCUCGUCAUCAGGUCGCCCAACAAGGUCAAGGUGGAGCAGUCUGGCGCUGUGACGGUGCUCUCGACCCACGCGGACAUGGACGGUGGGAUGGUUGGGAUGGAGGACAUGGGGAUGGGGCGUCCUGGCUCCAAUGCGCUGAAAAGACCCCACCUAGACUUCACCCCCAAGCAGGAACCCCUGCUCCAGAGUUUUAUGAAUUCCCCCAUGAAACUCCUGGAUACUCCCAUUAAAAACCUAUUGGAUACUCCUAUCAAGACCCAGUAUGAUAUCCCUUCCUGCCACUGCGUGGGUGAGUCACAUUUCAUGUCUGUCUUUACACACAGAUUAUUUGUCAGUUGAUGUCUAAUUUGGGUAUGGGGUUUGUCCCUUUCUUUGUUUUGAAACAGAGUCGAUCAGUGAGAAGGACGAAGGGCCGUAUUACACCCACCUGGGCUCCGCUCCAAAUAUCAAGGCCAUCCGUGACAUCAUGGAGACAAGGUGGGUUGUUUUAUCCCGCUUCAUCCCACGUAAUACAAAGGAAAAGGUUUUUCUACGCACAGUUACUGAAUGUAUAACUUUUCAAUGUUUCAAACAAACAUUUUAACGGUUGCUUUCUCACACGCAAAUAAACCAUAGGAACAAUUACUGAACUUUUCAAGAUUUCAAACAAACAUUUUAACUCAAGCUUUCUCACGUCACAGCCAUUUUGGUCUCACUUUCUGGUCACAUGACCUCCAUACUUAGAGUGACAGGUUCCUGAUUUUACCACUCACCAGAAUUAAACAUGGUGCCAUAUAAAUAAUGGCAUAUAAAUCAUGGCAUGGAUCUUACACAUGUAGACAUUCCAUUAGUAUUUAACCUGGGAAUACAUGCGUCAAGUUUGUAUUUGUUCCUUUCAUUUGUAAUCCUCUGUAGCUCAGUGUGACUGUGGUCCUCUGUAGCUCAGUUGGUAGAGCAUGGUGCUUGCAACGCCAGGUAUUGGGUUCGAUUCCUGGGACCACCUGUACGUAAAAUGUAUGCACACAUGAAUGUUUGCUGCUUUGGAUAAAAGCGCCUGUUAAAUGACAUAUAUCUAAUGAUGUAUAUACACUCUGGAUUGCUGAGGCUUUGAAGCCAUUGUUUGGGCAUAUUGGCACUCCCCAGAAGUAGCAGUCCUUGUAAUGAAUGGAAUUCUUCAAUGUCUCAAGGACAAAAUUACAUGUAUUUUUGUUGUUGUUGUGGGGACCGUAACAUUAGUAAUCUCAAAAAAAGUAUAUUUCAAGGGGGAAAAAAAUCAUAUAUUUUUUUUUUAUUUGUAUGUUUAGCUCACAUAAUAUCAUUUAAAGGUAUGCAUUAAGGUGUCUGUAAUAUAAUAAAUGUGGCAAAAACGAAUGUAGAUAUUAAUGAAUGCAUUUCUAUAGCUUCCAAAAUAUUUUUUACGACGGUGGGGGAGUGCCAAGAUGGAGGCACAGUUGCUUCAACACAGCGCCCCCUGUCGAUCAUCUAGUGUAUAUAUAGAUCAUUGCAUACAUCAUAUAUAUUCACAUUUACAUUUAUGUCAUUUAGCAGACGCUCUUAUCACAUUUAAUGUGGAGACGUUUCAAUCAGAACGCUCUGUAACGUUGUACACUCCUGAACAGAGCCCAGAUUUACACCCACACUUAACACACGUUGUUCAUAGCCUCAUUUUAUUGCCAUACACUCUUAUGUUACUAUAUCACAUGCAUCUACUAUCAUUCUUGCAUUUGAAGGUCUGGGCUAACUGGCAGUGCCAUCAGGAUUGAAAAAGUGGUGUACACAGGCAAGGAGGGGAAGAGUACACAGGGAUGCCCCAUAGCUAAAUGGGUAAGUGUCAAUGAAGAAUGACAAUAUCUCCGAAAUGUGUUUUUUAUUAUUGUCACAUACAACGGAUAGGUGCAGGGAAAUGUGUUGUUUUACAGGGUCAGCCAUAGUAGUACAGCGCCUCUGGAGCAAAUUAGGGUACUAAAAUCUAAAGACUAUAUAAAUAGAGGAAUUACUCUGAAGUGGGCCUGCUGUAAUAUGUACCUUCCAUACUUUGGUUAUCACUGAUCAGACAGUAUUGGUUUAAGAAUAGAGUCGAAGUCAUGGGUGGUGGUGGCAUUUUAUUAAAACGCUUCCUUUCCUUCAUUAAGGGCACAGUGACAGAUUUUUCACCUUGCGUAUUCGAACCAGCAACCUUUCGGUUACUGGUCCAACGAUCUAACACCCAGGCUACCUGCCGCCCAGUUGGGAUAACCGAAAUUAGAAUAGAGGAUUGGUAUAUAGAGCAAAAUUGACAAUUGUGAAAAUGUACAAUAUUGUAAUUUUAAGGGAAACGUUACUGUAUCCGCUGCGAUCUUAGACCAGAUCCCUCUGGGAAAAAGGCACUUAAUAUCAAUUAGAUUUACCUGGAUAUACAGUGAAAUAAAAUACAUUAAAACAUUGGUGUGUUCCAGGUGAUCCGGCGCGGCAGCGUGGACGAGAAACUCCUGGUUCUGGUGCGUGAGCGGGAGCGCCACAAGUGCGAGACGGCGUGCAUCGUGGUGAUCAUCCUGAUCUGGGAAGGCAUCCCCACCACCAUGGCCGACCAGCUCUACAUGGAGCUCAGCGACACCCUGACGAGACACGGAGCCCUCACCCAGCGACGAUGUGCCAUCAACGAGGAGUAAGGGCCUUUCUGUCCUUGCCUCCAAAAUCGUAAUUUCUAAUCAUGCCAUAAAAUGUGUUUAGACAGCUGAACCAAGCGCACACAUUUUCUUUGACACCGACAAAAGUGCAAUAAUCCAAGACAUUACUGAGGGGGACUGCAACCACAUUGUGCCACUCAUUGCUAUGUAAAUACAAUACACUGCAAUAUAGUACACUCAAAACAGGAAAGAUGCCUCAGGGGAAUAUAAGUAGAUAGUUCAAAUGUACAACAUGUGCAAAAUUAAGGUAGGCCUAUCUGUGACCAACAGAUGCAUAUCUGUAUUCCCAGUGAUAUGAAAUCCAUAGUUUAAGGCCUAAUUUAUUUAUUUCAAUUUACUGAUUACCUUAUAUGAACUGUAACUCUUAGAAAUUGCUGCAUGUUGCGUUUAUAUUUUUGUUCAGUGUACAACAAGUUCAAAUUGAAUAUAAUACCUGAAAACAAACUCGAAGGCAGUAGAUGGGGGAUACAUGAUAACAACAACUGUUUAACUGACGACCAGGCAUGACACACACAAGCUGGGCAUUAGGUCAGAUGAUACACCAUAAUAUCAAAGGCCAGCUUCUCCCGGUCAUGGUACCAAUGAACAGAACAGCUCAUUCACGCACUCCCAUCCGUUGUCUCCUGGGGAGCUUUACUUUACAAAACCCUAAACCCUAUCUGGGAUGAGUUACCUGGUGGUGAAUUAUUGAUAGUUGAAGGCUAUUCAACCCAACCCGUGAUGAGAGGAAGCGACCAUACUUACCAUGUCAUAGCGAUGCUUGCCCAAAGCUGGUCCUUCAGAAUCAUCCUACAGUCAGUCAGUUAGACAUUCUAAUGCUUUAUCCCUCUGUGUCUAGCCUGGUCUCCGAUCUGUUUGUGCUGUCUUGCCAACUCCUAUGGUCAUUUGUUGGCAUGACAAUGACCAUUUAACAGGAGUUGCCAAGACAGCACAAACAUAUCUGGGACCAAGCUAUUCCAUGUCUAACACAGCUAACUAAUUGAGUUGUCCAAAGCGCUGUGUACAUGGCUACACUGUCAGGUAGAACGGCUUGUUCUCUUCAAUGCACACAAUGACUGCAUUAACUAUUCUACUGGCAGCAGCUGCCUCAACCCCGCUCAAACAGGAUGUGUAAUGUCGGCACUCUACAGGAGCGCAUGUGUUAUGGUGUAGCGUGCUGUUUCAGCGUGAUGUAAUGUCAUUCACAAUGAAACAACUGCCUAUAGUGUAAUAUGAAGGCACACCCUGCUAGCCAAAAUCAACGUGUUAUUUUCCAUUUUCUAUGUUAUUUACAUAGGCAUGAGACAUAGAACGGACAGGCUUAACUGCAGGUUUCCGAUAUUCUUUUUCCACUGCUAGGCUGACUCAUAAGUAAAAGGUAUAGGCGUUGCUUUGUGUGUUCAAAACCACCGUUUCCCACUGGGAAGGGAUGCUCAGCUCCUAUAUAAAUCUCAAUUACCCAUGCUUACGUAUUUGCAAUUACAAUUACAUUUGAUUGAAGAUAGUUGGGAGUAUACGUAAUAAACCUUUAUUGGAAUGGUAACCGUACCACCUGGUAUUUGGAAAUGUAUAAAUUCACAGCAAUGUGUUUGAUUAAAUAUUUAUACAAAGGAUUUAAACCAAGCCUUUGACAAUAAAUAGUAGCUGUUGAUUUAGGGUUUUGACAAAUUUACUUCUAGGAGGGAGCACUUGGUAAAUCUAGCAUGGAGUUUUAUGAAUAGCAUUCAAUGAGUUGUUCCUCUCGUCCUUGUUGUUAAGGAGGACGUGUGCGUGCCAGGGAUAUAAACGCAACAUGCAACAAUUUCAAAGAUUUUACGGAGUUACAGUUCAUAGAAGGAAAUCGCUCAAUUGAAAAAAAUUAAUUAGGCCCUAAUCUAUGGUUUUCACAUGACUGGGCAAUGGGCGCAACCAUGGGUGGGUCUGGGAGGGCAUAGGCCCACCCACUGGGGUGUCAGGCCCAGCCAGAGAGAAAUAAUCCCCCUCCCCCCUCCCCCCUCCCCCCUCAGAUGAUCCCGCAGGUGAAGAAGCCCGAUGUGGAGGUCCUGGGCUGGCGUGGUUACACGUGUUUUGCGGUUGUGAAGCCAGUUGGACGUACUGCCAAAUUCUCUAAAACGACGUUGGACGCGGCUUAUGGUAGAGAAAUGAACAUUCAAGAGAAAUGAACAUUCAAUUCUCUGGCAACAACUCGAGUGGACAUUCCUGCAGUCAGCAUGCCAAUUGCACGCUCCCUAAAAACUUCCGAGACAUCUGUGGCAUUGUGUUGUGUGACAAAACUGCACAUUUUAGAUUGGCCUUUUAUUGUCCCCAGUACAAGGUGCACCUGUGUAAUGAUCGUGCUGUUUAAUCAGCGUCUUGAUAUGCCACACCUGUCAGGUGGAUUAAUUAUCUUCGCAAAGGAGAAAUACUCACUAACAGAGAUGUAAUAAAUAGGAAACAAAAUGAGAGAAAUAAGCUUUUUUGUUCGUAUGGAACAUUUCUGGGAUCUUUUAUUUCAGCUCAUGAAACAUGGGACCAACACUUUACAUGUUGCGUUUAUAUUUUUGUAUAAUAGCGUGGCAGGUAGCCUAUUGGUUAGAGCAUUGGGCCAAUAACUGCAAGGUCGCUAGAUUUAAUCCCCAAGUCCACAAGGAGAAAAUCUGUUGAUGUGCCCUUGAGCAAGCUAAUUGCUCUAAGCUCGUCGUUGAUAAUAGCAGACCUUGCUCAGUCUCAGGGAGAAUUGGGAUAUGCAAAAAACACAUUUCCAAUAUACACUUAUAUGUGUGAAAUAGGACAAAUAUAAGCACCCACCAAAUAUACUGAACAAAAAUGUAAACACAUCAUGUAAAGUGUUGAUUUCAUGAGCUGAAAUAAAAGAUCCCAGAAAUGUUCCAUGCGCACAAAAAGUGUAUUUGUUUACAUCCCUGUUAGUGAGCAUUUCUCCUUUGCGAAGAUAAUUCAGCCACCUGACAGGUGUGGUAUAUCAAGACGCUGAUUAAACAGCAUGAUCUUUACACAGGUGCACCUCAUGCUGGGGACAAUAAAAGGCCACUCUAAAAUGUGCAGUUUUGUCACACAACACAAUGCCACAGAUGUCUCUGAAGUUUUGCGGGAGCGUGCAAUUGGCAUGCUGACUGCAGGAAUGUCCACUAGAGCUGUUGCCAGAGAAUUGAAUGUUGACUUCUCUACCAUAAGCUGCCUCUAACGUCAUUUAGAGAAUUUGGCAGUACGUCCAACCAUGCCAGCCCAGGACCUCCACCUCCGGCUUCUUCACCUGCAGUAUCAUCUGAGGCCAGCCACCCGAACAGCUGAUGAAACUGAGGAGUAUUCUGUCUGUAAUAAAGCCCUUUUGUAGGGAAAAACCCAUUCUGAUUGGCUGGGCCUGGCUCCCAAGUGUGUGGGCCUUUGCCCUCCCAGGCCCACCCAUGGCUGUGCCCCUGCCCAGUCAUGUGAAAUCCAUAGAUUAGGGCCUAAUGAAUGUAUUUAAAUUGACUGAUAUCUUUAUAUGAACUGUCACUCAGUAAAAUCGUUUAAAUUGUUGCAUGUUGCUUUUAUAUUUUUGUUCUGUAUAAUGAUUAUUAUAUAAUGAAGUUAUUCCUCUCAUCCUUGCUGUUUAGGAGGACGUGUGCAUGCCAGGGGCUGGACCCAGAGGCCUGUGGAGCUUCCUUCUCCUUCGGCUGUUCCUGGAGCAUGUACUACAAUGGCUGCAAGUUUGCCAGGAGCAAAAUCCCACGCAAAUUCAGGCUAACUGGGGAUGACCCGAAAGAGGUGAAACAUACAGUACAUACUGUAUUCAUAAACAUAUUUAUUUAGUGUUACUCUAAUUAUGCGUUGCCAGCCAUAAAAAAAUACCUACGCUGAAAUAAUGUGUUUUGCUUCUCUAUCAGGAAGAAAGGCUGGAGCAGAACCUUCAGAAUCUGGCAACCCUAAUGGCCCCCACAUACAAAACCCUGGCACCAGAUGCCUAUCAAAACCAGGUAAGGAUUUCUGGGCAUACAGCCUCCAUGUACAGCACUGCAAGACAUUUGAGAUGUAUAGCAUUAAUCAACAUUAACAACUGAACACUAGCUUUAAAAAAAUCCUAGCCAUGAUUCAUUUAAAGAGCCUAUAAAUGAAAUGAUUUAUUAGCUUGAACAGUGAUAAGAUUGAUUUAGUGAGACUAAUUUUUAUGCUCGUAACGUAUACCAUAUGGGCAUCCAUGUCUUCUCUUUGCACUGAGGGUCGUGUUCAGUGGGGCACACCGUAGUUUUGCAACCGCAGACGAAAUUCUGUGUGUUCAUUGGACAAGUUCAGGCAGUACCUCCUCCAUUUUUCAAAACAUUUCCUACUGAACACAACCCUGGUAUUUGUGUGACAUACUGGUACUUAACCCAGUAACCCAGAUUCUCUUCACGCCAGAUAGAACAACUCUUAUCUACACUAGUGCUGUGACUCGGCUAGGGAAUGACGCCACCUGUCUGCAGACAGUGACUAACGCCCAUAUUGUUCGUCCACAGGUGGAACAUGAGCAAAGGGCGCCGGACUGCCGUCUGGGAAAGAAGGAGGGGCGACCUUUCUCCGGGGUCACCGCCUGUAUGGACUUCUGCGCCCACGCUCACAGAGACCUCCACAACAUGCAGGGGGGCAGCACUGUGGUAAGCCAAUACCUAAUCAUGGCAUAGAGUAAAAUGCCAAUACAUUAUUGUAUCAAAUGAUUGAAUCUGCUGGGAGAAAAAAGUUAAGAAAUAAAUACUGCAAUAAACAGAAGAUGCCUCUCUUCCCAGUGGACAUUCAAAUAUUGAAAAAAUUAACACUAGUCAAAAUAAUUGUCGAAAGCAAACAGAGCACUCAAGCUUGUCCCCCCCCCCAGGUGUGCACGCUAACCAGGGAGGACAACCGCCAGAUCGGGAAGAUUCCGGAGGAAGAGCAGCUCCACGUGCUGCCCCUCUACAAGGCCUCGUCAACAGACGAAUUUGGCAGCGAAGAGGGGCAGCAGGAGAAGGUCAAGACGGGCGCCAUCCAGGUGCUCAACGCCUUCCGCCGCCAGAUCCGCAUGCUCUCCGAGCCAGCCAAGUCCUGUCGGCAGAAGAAGCUGGACGCCAAGCGGGCUGCCGCAAACAAGAACGCCGGGGGACCGGACACGCCGUUGAAGGCGGAGAAAGCCCUACAGGCCAAGCUGAAAUCUAGUAGCACUUAUGAGAGCAUAGCUCAGAGCACUCCUGGGACAGGUGGGUGGAGAUUUACACAGUGUAGUAGGGUCCAGACACAAGACGCUGAUGUAGGAGGACUGGUGAUAUUUUAGAAUAGAGGACACAGACGAUACUGUUGUUCUCCUCCGGCACUUUCUAGCGUUCCAUCAGCCUCUAAUAGAUGGGAUCUUUAUAGAUCGAUCAACAUGCAUCCUUGGCAUCAUCUUGUGUAAUGACUGGUGAUAUCGUACACAGUCAGUCUACAGUAUUUGUUUGCAUUUUAUAUGUUAUGCUUCAGGCCCUGUGUUUUGGACAAUAAUGUCACAUGACCUGGAUAUUAACCUUUUAUUUAAAGCUUUUUCAUCAAACUGUCCCUUUUUCUUUUUAUGUCAGAUAGUCCAGCACCCUCCUCAGACAAUUGCUUGCAUUUUUCAGUAUAAUUCUAAUUUCUGGAAAAUACUUAAAAUAAAUAAAGGUACAAAUUUAGGUCAUGUGACAUGAUCUCCCAAAACAGUGGCCCCUAGUUAUACUGCCUGUUUCUAAGACGUGUUUCCAUCGCUCUCUUCUCCCAGGUCCAAAUCCAGGCGCCAUGGGAACGACCCCCCAGCCACCAGGUCAGCCGCCAGGUCACCCUCUUGGGGCCCACCUCCAGCAACAGAACACCCUUCACGCCUUCACUGGCUCCUCCCAUCCAGCCAGCCCCUACCCCCGCUUCCCCAACCAUCCCGGCCCCUUUCCAAGCACUUCCAAGCCAGGUAGCAUGUACACCCAGCCACCAGCCUCAGCAAGCCCUUACCCCUCCCCUUUGCACGUACCCACCUCUUACAUGAAUGGGUCGAAUCCAGCGAGCCCUUACCCCAGUCCCAUGACGCCGGGUAGCCCCUAUCUGGGUUACCAGUGUAACGGAGGUACGCCCUUGGACAACUACCACCCUUACUACACCUCGAACCCAAAGCACCUGGACAUGUACCGGCAACAGAGGCCAGGAGCGCUUUACCCCGACAUGCAGCAGCAGUAUGACGCGCACCAACGCUAUGGGGUCAGCUACCCUCCGCGGUAUGGCGAGCCCGGUUUACAGAUCAAUGGUUACAGCAACUGUAGCAGCAUGAGGCCCGGCAUACACCCCAUGAGCCCCUACGGUCCCCCCUCGUAUGGUCCCAGCGGUUCCCCCGACGCCCAAUACCUGGAUGCCCUCUCCAGGCCGCCCUCAGCCCACCACCCGGGGCUGGACUAUGCAGCAGCAGUGAGCAAAGGCAAUCAGUUUGGUGGGUACCCCAACCCCUACCUCUCCCAGAGCGCCCAAAUGUUCCCCCCGGGCGGCCCCCAGGACCCCUUCCGUAUGCAAGUCAAGACCGAGAUGGGUCUCCAAAGCACGUGCAUGACACCCACGCAACAAGGGUUUCCAGGGCUCCCCAAUGAGAACCACCACGGGGGUUCCCCCAUGAUCAAGCAGGAGCCCGGGUUGGGUUCGCCAACGCCCACCGCACCCAAGGAGAAGCCGGCCAUGUGGUCUGACAACGAGCACAACUUCCUGGAUCCAGAGAUCGGCGGGGUGGCUGUGGCGCCCAGCCACGGCUCCAUCCUCAUUGAGUGUGCCAAGCGGGAGAUGCACGCCACCACGCCGCUAAAGAACCCCAAACGCAACCACCCUGCUCGCAUCUCCCUGGUGUUUUACCAGCACAAGAACAUGAACGAGGCGAAGCACGGCCUGGCGCUGUGGGAGGCCAAGAUGGCCGAGAAGCAACGGGAGAAGGAGGAGGACGCCGAGAGGAACGGGGCCGAGGGCGGCACGGUGACGCCCAGCAAGAGCACUAAGAAGGGGGCGAAGAGGGAGCACCCGGAGCUGUCGGAGCAGCAAGGGGAGCCUCCGUACAAGCGCUUCAUCCAGACCCUCAUGGAGAGGUCCAUGUCGCGCACCACCAACACCUACGUCAACACGUCGCCCUACGCUUUUACCAAGGUCACAGGGCCGUACAGCCACUUCAUCUAG
Coregonus sp. 'balchen' is the source of this 21222-nucleotide messenger RNA. NCBI's taxonomy places the organism in Eukaryota, Metazoa, Chordata, Actinopteri, Salmoniformes, Salmonidae. The record is from the annotation of a GenBank genome assembly.